AUGGAUGAUAUUCAUUUAAUAUCAACAUCACCACCAUCAUCAUCAGCAGCAAAUCUCAAACCAAAUUGUUCACCUCGAACUGAUACAUUAACAAAUAAUCGACAACGAGCAGAUUCUGCAUCUAUUAUUCAGCAAUCUGAUGUAUCAUCGUCGAGACCAGCUCUACUAGCACAUGAUGCACUUGGACCACUUCUUUUUGAGGCUCUGGAUGGAUUUUUCUUCACAAUAAAUCAUAAUUGUGAACUUGAUUUUGUAAGCGAUAAUGUUGGACAGUAUUUAAAAUUUUCUCAAGAUGAACUUGCUGGACGUAAUUUGUACUAUUGUGUACAUCCGAGUGAUGUUGGCGAGUUUAGCAAAGCUUGGGCAAAAAAAGAUGCCGGUGAUUCAUUAGCUCCAACUGCUAAUACUGAUCAAUCACAAAAUGGUCAAUCGCGGGGACGUACAUUCCUUUGUCGCAUGCGAACAAAUGAUGAAUCUUCGCCUUAUCUUACAAUGCUUGUAUCAGUUGCUCUUCAUCGUGAUCCAUCGGGUAGUGAUAAAACAUUUCUAAUAUGUAUUGCUCGUCGACCACCACUAAAUGAAUUACAAGAUAAACCAGCAUUACUUGGUUUCGAUCAAUUUUCUUCAAGAAUUAAUCUACAAUAUGAUAUUGAAAGUUUAGAUUCAAGUCAUAUGAAAUGUGAAACAAUUGAUAUGAAUUUUAAGGGAAAAAAUUUUCGAGAUUAUGUUUAUGAUAAUGAUAUCCCAUUAAUUAAUAAACAUUUUCAAGAAGUUGUCGAAAAAGGUGAAUCCAAAAGUGCUGUCUAUCGUUUUUGUCUACACGAUGGUAUAUAUGCUUUUGUUAAUACUCAAAGUAAAUUAUUUUCUAAUACAACAACUGGUAAAUCUGAAUCAAUUGUUUCUACUCAUACAAUUGUUCGUUUAAUUGAUAAUAUCAAUGAUUUAAAUGGAAAUGCAUCAACACGUUUAAUGAAAGCAAUUAUUGUAUCAAAUCGUGAUCUACAAAAAAAUAAACAACAAUCAUCAUCAUCACCAUCAUUAUCAUCAUUAAAUAAAGCUCAUACAUCAUCGCCACAAACACUAUCAUUACCAUCACAGUUACCUCCACCACAAACAUCGACACCACCCAUUGGCACACAGUUUGCAUUAACUAUGCUAGGUAUGCAUAAGAAUGCAUCGAAUUCAUUACAACAACAUGUAUCAAGUACUUUGAGUACUUUAAGUCAAGUACAAAAUUCUUUAUCAGCACCAAUAUCUAGUCCUAAUGAUAAAGCUCAACAACAAAUAAGUAUACCAUCACCACCAAAACCAAAUAUACAAAAAUCUUCUACACUUGAUACUGUUUCAUCAUCGGAUACUGUUGAAUUUGGUAGUAAACGAACACCAUUUAGUCCUUCAUUAGCUCAUUCCAAUCAUGGUAGUGUUUCUUCACCUGCUAAUUCGUUUGAUUUAUUAUUUACAUCUGUAUCACCAACAAAUGAUUUAAAUUCAUUUUUACCAACAUGUUCACCAGCUAAUAAAAAACCUUUAUCACCAUUACAAUUAAUUGAUCCACCAUCAUCAUUACACUUUUCUAAUAGUGAUAUAUAUACAACAGCAUCAAGUCCAAUAACAACUCUAGCGCCAUCUAUGCAAGCAACAAAUCAAUUACGUAGUUCAACACGUUUAAGACAAUUACUUGCAACAAAAUCUCCACCAUCAACAACACCAAGUCCACAUUAUCAUAACGAAAAUAAACUUCAUUCAAAUACAUUUGAUGAUCUUAUACAAGUUGCUGAAAGUCCUACAACAACACAUGUAUCACCAUUACCUAAUGAUUUACCAUCACCAACAAAACGUCGACGAAAUCCCAGUCAAACAACAAAUGGAAUAUCAAAUAAUAACAAUAAUACAAAUGCAGCAUCCGAUAUACUUCUUAAACAAAUUUUAGGACGACAACCACCUAUAACAACAUCAUCAUCAACAACACUCAGUACGUUGGAUGUUAAUACACCAGAAAAUAAUUCCAAAUGGUCAUCACCUGCUUCUGUACCGAUUAUUAAAACAGAAUCAAUUGCUCAUGAUGAUAAUACAUCAAAUGGAAAAUUAACAAAUACAAAUAAUACCAAUAAAUUACGUAGCGAUACUUUUCUUCGAACAUUGUUGAAUGAUGAAGUCCGUCCACAAAAAGUUGUUGUUGAAGCUCCAUUUGUUUAUAAUUCUCGACAUAAAUCUAAUCUACGUGCAUCAGGUGGUACAACUCAAUUACUUGGAAAUAGUAGAUCAUCAUUUGGUAGUAAUGCACGUGCAUCAUUAAAAAAUCAACUAUCAUUACAAGUAAAUAAUACAUCUGAUUUAACAUUAUGGGAUCAAAAACCAAAGAAAAAAACACGACAACAUUCACAUAGUUUUGGUAGUCGACCUAGUGUCAUAGCUACUGUUUCACCAUCAAGAAAACCUGGAAGACCAAAACGAGAACCAACUGAUUAUCUUCUAGCAAAUCCACAAUCGACAUUAUCAGAUAAUUCAUUAGAUUCAUUUUUUGAACCAUCAGCAAAUCUUGACCCACCAUUAACAAAUCAUUCAUCACCUAUUGUACUACGUCGUACGACACGAAAAUCAUCAUCAUCAAAUAUGACUACAACGAUUAAUUUAAAACGAUCUAUGGAUAAUGAUGAUCAAGUACAUAUUCAAAGAAAACUUCCAAAAUUACUGGCACAAUCACUUAAAGAUGAUAUUAAAAUGGAAUGUCAAGAUCAUACAAUUAUUUCACCAUCAGUAGCAAUUGCGGCAACACGUCCACUUAAUCAACUUACUCCAACAACAAUAAAAAGUGAACCUGAUAUAUUCGAUCGUAAUCCAUUACCAACAGCAUCAAUUAAAAAACUACCAAAUAAUUCACAACCAGCAAAUAGUCAAUCAAAAUUAUUACGUUCAUUAAUUCGUACACCACAAAUUCCAUCUUUAACAACAAAAAAAGAUGCACCACUUUAUGAUCUUUUACAAAAUCUUGAUUCAAAUGAUCCAUCAGUAUUUUCAACAAAUAAUAAUUCAACUGAUUCGCUUGAACAAUAUCCGACAUCAUCAUCAGCAUCAAAAACUUCAUCAUCAAAAGAUGAUUAUCUUGCUGCUUUAUUAAGUUCUGAUCCUCAACAACCUAAUGAAAUAUCAUUUAUUCCAGUUAAUAAACAACAACAAACGCCAACAUUUAAUCGUUCAACAUCAAAUUCAAGUGAUAGUAGUCGUAUAGCAGCUAUUGUUAAUGAUUUAUUUAAUUCAACAAAUACACCAUCAACAAAUACAGGAAAUAAUUCAAGUGAUGAUUUCUUAUCUUUAUUAGAUCAUAGAGAUUUUCUUGAGUGUCUAAAUGAUCCAACAACAAUUGAUUCGAUUCUAUCCCAGAAUUCAAAUAAUAUGAUAGAUUCACCGUUUUCCUCAACAACACCUAAACGUAGUGAAAAAGAUGAAAAAGCUAUUAGUGAAAUAUAUAAAACACUCGUUACUUCAUUUAAUCCCGGUCCAUCCUCGCUCGAUUUAUCUAUUGAUCAUAGUCCUUUCAGCUCUAUUACCGGUGACUUUUUAUUUGCUGACAAUAUGAAUAUGUCAAUACCACCAAAUCGAACAGUUCCUCCUGAUCCAUCAAUGCCAAUGUAUCGACAACAACAAACGACUUAUACAUAUCAAACUCCUCAACAACAGCAGCAGCAAUCAUCAUCAAAUAAUUCUCAAUUUUCUGAUUGUCUUCCAAUGGAUAUAAUGGAUAAUAAUACAUUUCCACCUAAUGUAUCUCUAUCACCAAUGAAUACUUCUUAUCUACCAUCAGCAAAUACAACAACAGCAGCAACGCAUAUGGAAACAAAUCCUAUGAUGAUGUAUUCUCAACAACCACCUUCACAUAUUCAACAUCAUCAAGCACAAAAUCAAAUGUCGAAUACAUUUUAUCGUCAACCAUCUCAAGCUCAACAACAAACAAUGUAUAAUAAUUUUGGUCAACCAUCACUACCACCGAAUCAAAUUGCUCCCAGUUACUAUCCAAUGCAACCACAACAAACUUCAUCAUCAUCGCAGCAACAACAGCAACGAAUAUCAACUGGUAAUCCUUCGCCACAAAUAAAUAAACGUCAAGCUUUACUACAUCAACAACGAACAUCACAGCAAAAUAAUCAACAAUUACAAUUACAUAUGUCUAUGAAUGUUACAUUGCCACAUAUGACACCAAAUCAGCAACAGCAAACGCAGCAGCAGCAACAGCAGUCACAGCAACAUCGACCUAUGAUGAAUACAUACAAUGAUUUAAUGAUGCCAAAUGGUAAUAAUACAUCAUUGCAACAAGAUUUUCAUCGAUUUUCACCAUCCGUGUCGAAUAAUAAUCCACUUGAUCUUCCAUAUAGUCAUGAUCUUUUUAUGUCAUCAUCGCCUGCAGGACCACCACUACCGCAACAACAACAGCAGCAGCAAAAACCACAAAAUCGUCAUAUGAACGUAAUGCAGUCACAGCAGCAGCAGCAACCACAAGUUCCUUCUUCACAGAUGGCAACGAAUCAGGUAUAA
Molecule: messenger RNA, 4530 nt
Organism: Adineta steineri
Lineage: Eukaryota; Metazoa; Rotifera; Eurotatoria; Adinetida; Adinetidae
Source: the annotation of a GenBank genome assembly